GCGCUGGAGUUUAAACCGUCACUCUGCUGAGCUCGCGGCGCUGCAGGCGCGAGAGAGUCCGGGUCCCGUCUGUGAAGUCGCGGAUAGUUCUGCUCGGUUCUUUUGGGUUCUGUUCGGGUUUAAACUGCGCUAUGUUCAGCUGGGCGAGCCGGGACGGGCGGCGGAAGGAGCCGGAGCUCUUCAGCACGGUGUCGGACGGGCUGAAGCGCCUGUACCGGACCAGGCUGCUGCCGCUCGAGGAGGCUCACCGCUUCCACGACUUCCACUCGCCCGCGCUCGAGGACGCCGACUUCGACAACAAGCCCAUGGUGCUGCUGGUGGGACAGUACUCCACCGGGAAGACCACCUUCAUCCGACACCUGAUGGAGCAGGACUUCCCGGGAAUGCGCAUCGGGCCCGAGCCCACCACCGACUCCUUCAUCGCGGUGAUGCACGGCGAGCAGGAGGGGCUGGUCCCCGGGAACGCGCUCGUGGUGGACCCCAAAAAGCCCUUCAGGAAGCUCAACGCGUUCGGGAACGCUUUCCUCAACAGGUUCGUCUGCGCUCAGAUGCCAAAUCCGGUCCUGGAGAGCAUCAGCAUCAUUGACACGCCUGGAAUUCUCUCCGGGGAAAAGCAGAGGAUCAGCCGAGGUUACGACUUUGCAGCUGUGCUGGAGUGGUUUGCGGAGCGAGUGGAUCGGAUCAUCUUGCUCUUCGAUGCCCACAAGCUGGACAUUUCGGAUGAGUUUUCCGAAGUGAUCCGCGCCCUGAAGAACCAUGAGGAUAAAAUGCGGGUGGUGCUGAAUAAAUCUGAUCAGAUCGGCACACAGCAGCUGAUGAGGGUGUACGGCGCCCUCAUGUGGUCUCUGGGGAAAAUUGUCAACACUCCAGAGGUGAUCCGGGUUUACAUCGGUUCCUUCUGGGCUCAGCCGCUGCUGGUGCCAGACAACAGAAAGCUGUUUGAGGCGGAGGAACAGGAUCUGUUCCGGGACAUCCAAAGUCUUCCCCGGAAUGCUGCGCUCCGAAAACUCAACGACCUCAUCAAGAGAGCCCGACUGGCCAAGGUCCACGCUUAUAUCAUCAGUGCCCUGAAGAAGGAGAUGCCCAGCAUGUUUGGAAAGGAGAAUAAGAAGAAAGAACUGAUCGCUAAUCUGGGGGAGAUUUACAGCAAGAUCGAGAAGGAGCAGCAGAUCUCCCCGGGAGAUUUCCCCAAACUCUCCAAAAUGCAGGAGAUUCUGGCAGGCCAGGACUUCACCAAGUUCCAGAUGAUAAAGCCGAAGCUUCUGGAGGCGGUGGAGGACAUGCUGGCCAACGACAUUGCCCGCCUGAUGACGCUUGUGCAACAGGAGGAGGCAGUGGCGCCCAGCCAGACAGUGCAGGGCGGAGCCUUCGAGGGCACCAUGAACGGCCCGUUCGGGCACGGCUACGGCGAGGGUGCGGGUGAGGGCAUCGACGAGCUGGAGUGGAUCGUGGCGCGAGACAAACCCACCUACGAUGAGAUCUUCUACACACUUUCCCCCGUGAACGGGAAGGUGACCGGUGCCAUGGCCAAGAAAGAGAUGGUCAAGUCCAAACUGCCCAACACGGUCCUGGGAAAGAUAUGGAAGCUAGCGGACGUGGACAAAGACGGAUUCCUGGACGACGAAGAGUUCGCGCUGGCCAAUCACCUCAUCAAAGUGAAGCUGGAGGGGCACGAGUUACCUGCCGAACUGCCGGACCACCUGGUACCCCCGUCUAAACGGGCACAGUGAGGAAGUGAAAUGAGUACUAACCACUGAGCCAAACGAGUGGAAAAGCGGGGAUUAUUAUGGGAUAGAAAACGGAUAGACUCUGAUUAGACUCUAAAGCUUCUGUUCAGAGUUCACCUUCAUUAGAACCCUGAUUCUAAAAUUAAUCACCACUACAAUGUUUGUUUGUUUGUUUGUUUUUUUGUUUGUUCAUUUGUUAAUGGCGGCUGAAUGUGGGACAGUGAACCUGCGCUGCGGAAAAAGGCGCCUUGGCAAGUAAAAUGAUCCCAAAUCAAGUCAUUAUAUGUUGUUGUUUCUCAUAUUGAGACCGAUAAGCUUAUUGUAAGAUUAUUGAACUUGUCUGUAGACAUUUUAUGUUUUAAUUACUGUUAUUAAGCCUAAGUUACACCAUGUUGGCAGAUGUUUUGUUUGUUGUGAGAAACAGUAAAUAAUCUGCUGGUCCAGUGAGGAAGAUCAUCUGACUGAAAUCACCUUAUACAUGUAAAUAAUGUCCAAGUUAACAAUCUUAUAAUAAACUUAUUAUAAACUCACAACAGUCUUAAUAAGAGAGAUCUUACAUAUUUAGACUAGAUUUAAGAUGAUUUUACUCGCCAGGAGACGCUUCUGCAGCAUGAAACAGUAAAUGUGCCUUAAAGGAAAAAACCCAGUGAUUAAUGAAAUAAUAGUUAUUAUGACUGUUCACUGUGUUCUGCAGCGGAACCUGUAUGUGUGUUUAAAGUUCUUCAGGACUUGGGUUCUAAAUCUCUGGGUCCAAAUGGUUCUACACUACCACUGUUAUUAGUACUGUUGUUGUUGUUGUUGUUGUUGUUGUUGUUGUUGUUGUUGAUUUCUCACACCUGGUUUAGUCUGAUUGUUGUAGUUAAGCAUUCAAGUCGUUUCCAACACUUUUCUGUUAGAAUCUCAUCAGAAAUACUCAGCUACAAAUUAUUAAAGAGAAAUAUUAUUAAA
Messenger RNA from Pygocentrus nattereri (red-bellied piranha), 2675 nucleotides. RefSeq names its product EH-domain containing 1b (gene ehd1b). The transcript has 5 exons. Bases 132 to 1730 code for a protein of 532 amino acids. Gene Ontology annotation, cellular component: plasma membrane; cytoplasm. Lineage: Eukaryota; Metazoa; Chordata; Actinopteri; Characiformes; Serrasalmidae. The record is from RefSeq and is a predicted model, not a curated record. Gene Ontology annotation, biological process: endocytosis; endosomal transport. Gene Ontology annotation, molecular function: calcium ion binding; protein binding; GTP binding.